UUAAUAGACAUUGCAAUUUCAAUAAUAAGAUGACCUGCUUAUAAAUUCUACUAUAAUAAAAAUUAUUUCUGAAGAUAAUUACUUGUAUAUGUUAAUAGGUUCAUUUCAGUUUAUUUAUAUCAUUAUAUAUUGCAUUAUAUUUUAAUGACGCUUUAUUAAUAAUAAAUUUUAAAUAUAUCAUUAGCGAAAUUAUAUCCCUUCUAUAAUUUAACGAGAAGAAAUUUUAACUAUCAAAUAUAAAAUGUUUUACAAACUAUUUUUGUCAAGUUCUGAAAAGGAUGUUUCUGAGAAAUACUUUUCAUGAAUUAGAAUAAAAAUAAAAUCUAAAUUAUGUAAUUAAAAAAUAUUCAUACUGUAACUCUAAAUAAUUUUGUCACAAUGUGCUGAAUAUAUAAUACUAUUGCUACUUAUUACAUAACAAAUUUAUGCGCGCGACAUACUUGUAUUUUUGAGAUAAGAAUUGCAUCUCACAGCAUCGUAAGUCUUCUGGUAUUCAUAAACGAUAUAUAGUACAACAACGAUAUGCAAUCGUACACAACAGCAUGUAUUUUUUCGCCACCAAUAGGCGGCGAGCAUUAUAACUUAUCUUCGCGAUAAUUGUGUAAGCUAUAAACGAUGAUUGUCAAGUACUUUUAGCGUGCAGUACUUGUUUUUCGACUUACUUGCAUUUUGCUCUUUAAAUCUGCAUAUCGAAGACAUCGCAUGAGCAUGGCGACAAAAAGAUCCAUUAUAACUACAACGUGGGGUUCUGUGGAUGGUCAAGAGAUCAAGAAAUUCACGUUGAGGAACGAAGCUUGUCAAGAGGUCGAUGUCAUAACGUACGGUGCGGCGGUGACUGCUAUUAGGACGCCAGAUAAAGAAGGAAAUGUAGAAGACGUUGUGCUUGGCUUUGACAACAUCGAAGGAUAUCUGUCACCGAGUAACCCGUAUUUCGGUGCCACCCUUGGACGAGUCGGAAAUCGCAUCGGCAACGCAACCUUCGUCUUGGAUGGCGUACGUUAUAAUGUAUCAAAGAAUAUUGGUGAAGACAGCCUCCACGGCGGUUUACGCGGUUGGAGCUUCAAGGUAUGGAACGCAACGAUCGAUGACGAUCAUGUGGUGAUGACCCUGGUCAGUCCGGACGGCGACGAGGGCUAUCCGGGAUCAGUAACGGCGACGACCAGCUUUGAAUUGAGCGACGACGGAGAGCUGUGCAUAGAGAUGACGGCCGAGACCCUAAAGGCAACGCCGAUUAACAUGGCGAAUCACGGAUACUUCAAUCUCGCUGGUCACGCUACAAAUGCAGAAGAGCUGUAUAAACAUGUGUUCACAUUGAACGCCGAUCGUUGGACUGUCACCGACUCCGGGAGCAUUCCUACCGGCGAGAUUCGGUCGGUUGAGAACAGCAUAAUGGACCUCAGAAACCCGACGACACUAGGUGAUGUCAUCGACAAUGUACCAGGUGGCGGUUACGACUAUAACUUCUGCCUGCCGGAGCCGUACGAUUCCAAGAUAAUCAGUUUCGUCGCCAAAGUUUUGCAUCCAGUUUCGGGACGUUACUUAGAAGUGUACGCGAAUCAACCGGGUGUGCAACUUUAUACAUCCAACUCUAUUCCGGAGAGAAACGAAACUGGUAUUAUGGGCAAGAACGGAGCGCAAUACUUCAAACACGCCGCUUUCUGUUUGGAAACGCAAAAUUAUCCCGAUGCCGUAAAUCACGAAAACUUUCCAAACAGCGUAAUAAGACCGGGCGAUAUAUAUAAUCACAUUGUCGUAUACAAAUUUGGAGUAGAAAAUUAAAUCAUUUCUAUCUUCUUCCAUGAACUUUUUCAAAAAUUGAAUAUAUGAAACAAUAGGAAAUUAUGUAUCAUUGAUGUUCUGUAAUCAUGAUUGCGUAAAAAAAGACAAACGUCUAUAUAUAUUUUUAAACUUAACAAUUACAAUAUAAACUAAGCAAUUUAUUCAGACUUGAUCUGUAAGUGGUAAUUACUAUCUCCCAUAGUGAUGGAGAACACAUCUAACUAGACAAUGAUGGCGAAAGAUUAACUUCCAAAGGAUUGUGUUUCUUUUUAGCAGUCGAGGAAUCUAUAUUUUCUAGUAAUCUCUCCUGCCGUUGUUGCGUGAUGGGUUUUGUAGGUGGAGUGUAACGAUCGGAUAUCCAGCUUUCCAUAUUGUAUCCAACAAAUCCAAUAAUAACCACGACAGGAAAAGUUAGGUAUUUACCGAACUGGCCCAUGGACCUUACUAACAAUGGCCACAUUUUUUUAAGAGGGUA
Solenopsis invicta (red fire ant) is the source of this 2254-nucleotide messenger RNA. Its product is annotated as galactose mutarotase. The coding region runs from base 703 to 1779 and encodes 358 amino acids. Gene Ontology annotation, molecular function: carbohydrate binding; aldose 1-epimerase activity. Gene Ontology annotation, biological process: beta-D-galactose catabolic process via UDP-galactose, Leloir pathway; glucose metabolic process. The transcript is spliced from 4 exons. Lineage: Eukaryota; Metazoa; Arthropoda; Insecta; Hymenoptera; Formicidae. The record is from RefSeq and is a predicted model, not a curated record.